Messenger RNA from Scophthalmus maximus (turbot), 3570 nucleotides. RefSeq names its product pbx/knotted 1 homeobox 1.1 (gene pknox1.1). Lineage: Eukaryota; Metazoa; Chordata; Actinopteri; Pleuronectiformes; Scophthalmidae. The coding region runs from base 779 to 2137 and encodes 452 amino acids. Gene Ontology annotation, biological process: regulation of transcription by RNA polymerase II; angiogenesis. The record is from RefSeq and is a predicted model, not a curated record. The transcript is spliced from 11 exons. Gene Ontology annotation, molecular function: DNA-binding transcription factor activity, RNA polymerase II-specific; RNA polymerase II cis-regulatory region sequence-specific DNA binding.
UGGGGGCAGAGGAGGAUUGUGGAAAAGCAAAGGGCGAGAGAGCGAGAAACGAGGCCCGACAGUGGUGCGGUGACCACGGAGGGGAGGGGAGCGGAGGACGGGGCAGCUGUCUGCGGGUGCUUGACUGGUGUGGAGAGGAGCCCGGGUCACGGUGCUCCGUGUGCCCGUGCACCGAGGACGACGCGCUCACGUCCAUACACGAUGUCUGUUACACCGCGGCGGAGCUGUCCGUGUUGUCGCGUUACUCGGGCGCAGUGCUCGCACCGUAUCCCUCCGCAGCGGCUCCGCGCUGAGGGGCUGGCCGGGGCUCGUCUGGCUCUCCGGUCAACAUGGCGCUGUGCGCCCGCGGUGCAGCGAACUGCCGCGAGAAACAAGUUGAAGUAAAAGAGUUAGCUGCCGUGCUAGCGCUAGCUGCGGCUCGACCCGCUCCUGACGCGUUAGCGCCGCAGACGAGCUCGUUCGACGUGGUGAGAAACAAAGCGACACCGGGGAAGCACCGAGUGUCUGUGAGGCCGCGGGCCCCCGGAGCACCGAGGGGGUCCUCGCUCCGAUGUCCCCUUGCCGCCACAAAUAGUCCCGGAGCAGCUAACAUCGUGCUAACGGCUAACUCCUCCGUGGUGGGUGUGUGGUCCCCGGUGAACAGACGUGGAUCAGACGGGGACCAGGAGGGGUCACCUGUCCCCUCUUCAGACCCCAUGUCUUCAUACUGUUACUGUCGGCCACCUGUCCUGUCCCCUCACUAGAAUGUCCCAGUGUCUGCAGCCUCUGCAGUGAAGUGAUGGCAGCCCAGUCGGUUUCCAUAGACAAGUAUCCACAGGGAGAGCAGCAGAUGCAAGGUGUGGUGAAGGUAGACAGUGAUUCAGAGCAGACAUUUCUUGAGGGGGCGUUGGCAGAGGUGCCCAGCCCGGCACCGACGGAGCCGCAGACGCCCAUGGACGCAGACAAAGCCUCCAUAUAUCGGCACCCUCUCUUCCCUCUGUUGGCGCUGCUCUUUGAGAAGUGUGAACAGUCCACACUGAGCUCUGACUGCAUCACCUCUGCCAGCUUUGAUGUGGACAUUGAGAACUUUGUCCGCAGUCAGGAGAAAGAGGGCAAACCCUUCUUCAGUGAAGACCCAGAACUCGACAACUUGAUGGUGAAAGCCAUCCAGGUGCUGCGGAUCCACUUGCUGGAGCUGGAGAAGGUGAGCGACCUGUGUAAGGACUUCUGCAGCCGCUACAUCGCCUGCCUCAAGACGAAGAUGAACAGUGAGACCUUGCUGAGUGGAGAUCCAGGCAGCCCAUACUCCCCCGUACCAGGUCCGGCCCAGGGCUUCUCACCCACCAAGCCUCAGAACCCCAGCUCCCUCUCGGGGACCAUCAGUCCCCAGGGUCAGAUCAUGGUGCCAGCGUCGGCCCUGCAGCAAGGAAACGUGACGGUGACCACCGUUAACCCAACCCAGGUGGUUGCAGGUAUGUCUUCAUGGCAUACAACCACUCCCCCAGGUGGCACCGUGUACCAGCCUGUUACAGUGGUCACUCCUCAGGGCCAGGUGGUGACACAGGCCCUUUCUCCCGGGACAAUACGUGUCCAAAACAAUCAGCUCCAGCUGCAGUUUCACCAGGACUUGAAUCUCUUUAAUCAUGACGACAACUCAACCAAGAACAAGCGUGGCGUUCUACCCAAACACGCCACCAAUGUCAUGCGCUCAUGGCUCUUCCAGCACAUCGGGCACCCAUAUCCAACAGAGGAUGAAAAGAAACAGAUUGCUACUCAGACAAACCUGACACUUCUGCAGGUCAACAACUGGUUCAUCAAUGCACGGAGGCGGAUCCUGCAGCCCAUGUUGGAUGCCAGCUCCUCGGAGACGCCCAAAGCCAAGAAGAAAACCCCUCAGAACCGGCCUCUGCAGCGCUUCUGGCCUGACUCCAUCGCCACUGGGGGAGGCACCCAGCAGCACGUCACCAUGCCAGAUGGUACCAUGGUGACGAUGAACGUGGAGGGUCUGCACAGCCUGACGUCGGACGGCGCCACACUGGCCAUACAACAGGUGAUGCUGGGGGGCCACAGUGAGGACGAGUCGGGGGACGAGGACGACGAGGACGACGACGCAGACAUGGCCGGGCUGGGCCUGGACAACAGCGACUCGCUGCAGUAGAGGAGACUCUCCCUCACACACUGAUGUACAUGCGCGCACACACACACACACACACACACACACACACACACACACACACACACACACACACACACACACACACACACACACACACACACGUCGGAACACCAGUACACUCUCAAACACACAGUACACACACACACACACUAGGUUUAAAUCGAGCACAAACUAGGACAUAACAUUCUUCCACCCCUCCACCUGCUGAGAUGUGUGAACAUCAGGAGUUUUUAAUUGUUUAGUUGAUGUAGGCGAGUGCACUUUUUAUAUAUUUAAGCUCAAAAAGAUUCAAUCAAACAAACGGAAGAAGAAAAAAACAAGUGUUAAAAACACAGAAGCUCCGAUAGUACAUGUUGACUGACUCCCCUGCCCAAGUCCUGUUGAUUUCUCAGUUUGGAUGCCAACACUUUAGAGUUUUACCUGUAAGGAUUUGUCUUCACGUUUUGCAUGCCUGUGUUUUGAGUAGAUGUGCACUCUUCUGACUGACUCCAACUGAAGUGACUGAGGGAAAAGAGAGAUGCUUAUUUUUAUAUCUAAAAAUAUGAAAUUAGUGUUUUUUUUCCUUUUUUGUGUUCUCCUGUUUUGUAAGGAAUAUUUAUGUACAGAUUCAUAAUUAAAGGUAGCGACCCUGUUUUCCAGGGUUCUUUGAAGUUUUCUAAAAAAGAAAAACAGAAAAAGGAAUUGAAUGCUGAUUAAAAUUGCUAUUUAAAUUGGUUUUAAAUGUACAUUCUAACAAGGCCUUACCUGUGUUCUUUUCUAAAGGAUCUUUGCCAAGAAGCACAAAAACAAAGUCUGACCGUUGUCGAAUCGGUCGAGUAGACACUAAACUGCAGAACACUUACACGUUGUUCAUCAUUUUCCUUUGUGUGCUGCGGCGUCAAACUUAUGUGACUGCAGUGCUCAUAUUUUUAUCAAAUACCCACAUUGUGUAUACCAUAUGUCUUUUCAUCGUUCUACAGUAACAGCGUAGGCAUCACUUUCUCUAAUGCACAAUCCAGAACACUAUGCUAAUGACACAUCGGGGGUCUGACAUGGAGCCCCCUCCGAGGACAGUAUCCACACUGAGAUAUGAACUCAUCAACAAGAAGCAGUGAACUUUUGCACGCAUUGAUCUUUUAUUUAUGUUUACAUACAUGCUACUGCAGAGAGAGCGUGUGACUACAGACAUGUAGUGAAACAUUUGAAAGGUGCCUCUUGUUUGACAAACUGUAACGUCGUCCUGUACAACAGUUGUCCGUCAGUCGUUGCAGUAAUCUGGUUUGUAAUGUUGAUUUCGUGCAGCCUGAGGGAGCAGAGACUCUGGGGGGAGCUGUUCCUCUCUCGCGCCCUUCUGGCUUUUUAUGACGCUCUGUUCACUUUUCUGUCUGUUUUGCCUUAGAGCUUUCUAUUUUGGAAUAAAUGAUGCCUAACUCUGC